This is a messenger RNA of Fragaria vesca subsp. vesca, 1770 nucleotides long. RefSeq lists its product as uncharacterized. The record is from RefSeq and is a predicted model, not a curated record. The transcript is spliced from 2 exons. The coding region runs from base 96 to 1256 and encodes 386 amino acids. NCBI's taxonomy places the organism in Eukaryota, Viridiplantae, Streptophyta, Magnoliopsida, Rosales, Rosaceae.
AUCCGAAAGCAAAUAAGUAAAGUCCCGAACCAACACAAUUGUCCUAUAAUAAAAUCAGGUGACUCGUCACUGUCUUUCAUCUCUCAUCUCUACAAAUGGAACCGGAACUGGCCGAGGACACCGCCGCCGUCAUCGGAAUCGAAGCGUCUGAAGACGACGCCGGAAGCGGGAAAGAUGCGGCAGCCAAAGGCGAAAAGGGUAAGAAGCGUAAGAGCAGAGUGAGAGGGGUUUGGUCUCAGGAAGAAGACCGAAUCCUGAGUCGGCUGGUGAGUAAGUUCGGGGCCAGGAAUUGGACCUUGAUCGCCCGCGGAAUUCCAGGACGGUGCGGCAAGUCUUGCCGUCUCCGGUGGUUUAAUCAGCUCGACCCAAUCCUUAAGCGCAAGCCCUUUUCUGCGGAGGAAGACCGGAUGAUAAUUUCAGCCCAUGCAAUCCAUGGAAACAAAUGGUCUGCAAUUGCAAAGCUUUUACCAGGGAGAACAGAUAAUGCCAUAAAAAACCACUGGAACUCCACACUACGGCGUCGGGAUCCGAACAGAUUGAUGUCAGAAUUGGGUAUUGAAGAUGUUAGCUUGGACAAAAGAAAAGCAUCUUCUGAAGAAACACUCUCAAAUGGCGAUGUCAAUUCAUCUAGAUCUACAGAAGGAAAAGAAGUCUGUUCUCUAGAGUAUACAGAUGAUCAACAUGAAGACAAGGUAUCAACGGAUGGUCAGUAUAGUAAUGAAGCCAGAGAACCACGCACGCUUUUUAGGCCGGUUGCACAUGUAAGUGCUUUUAGUGUAUAUAAUCAUUUAGGUGGCCAGGAUCCUUCAUCAUCAUUCCAAAAGCCAAUUCCAGUUCAAGGACCUCUGGUUCAAGAAGUGAAACUGGAUGUUGGCAUUUGUAAAUUGGUCGAAGGAAUUUAUGGUGAGCAGUCGGUGCCUGAUCAGUGUGGCCAUGGUUGCUGUUGCACACAGAAUGGCAGGACUACUGGAAACUCUCUGUUAGGACCAGAAUUUGUGGAAUUCUCUGAGCCUCCCUGUUUUCCAAGUUUUGAAAUGGCUGCAAUUGCCACAGAUAUAAGUAAGCUUGCUUGGCUUAAAAGUGGUUUGGAGAGUAGUAGUGGAAUGGUAACAAGUGAUGCAGCUGCUAGUAGACUCUCUCAUGGGUCUCAAGGGCAAUUUGGACAUUCUGAGGAAAGUCGAAUGAAUCGUCUUCUUCGUCAGGAAAAGAGAAAGGAUAGGUUAAUGGGCAUGAAGACUAAUGUGCUAUCAACCUAAGACUGGCACACUAGUUCCUACAAUCUGAACUUGGAACUCAUGCUGAGGGUGCUUCUUAAUUGCAUUUUACUAUAUACCAAGAAAAUUAAGAUACUUGCUUCCCUGUCUGAAACUUAUUGUUACAGCUGAGAGUUGACUAUAUGGGAAGGACUCUACUUGUUCUAGACUUCUCGCUUGGGUUCCUGAAUGUUGUACACUUGUACUCAGAAUAGCUGAUGCAUAAAUGAUAAGACUGCCUUCAUUCGGAGGCUGGAGGCAAAGUUCUGGUACAGUAGUAUGAUGCGCGGCUGGAAAUUCACAGGGCCACAUUCUAUAGUGACAAUGAAACUUGUCAAUUUGGGUAUUAUAGUUCUCUUGGACUCGAGAAAGAGAUGUUUCACUUGUAGCGGCUGAAGGCUUCAGAUUUCAGAAACCUGUUUCACUGAUCCAUUCAUUCCAUUGUUUCUGUUUGUUGUGUAACCAUAUAAAUCAUGUUGGUCUAUACUCUAUAUAAUCAAAGUUGCUAUAGUACUCC